Molecule: messenger RNA, 1216 nt
Organism: Ailuropoda melanoleuca (giant panda)
Lineage: Eukaryota; Metazoa; Chordata; Mammalia; Carnivora; Ursidae
Gene: PTRH2
Product: peptidyl-tRNA hydrolase 2
Exons: 2
Coding region: 569-1192 (207 amino acids)
Biological process (GO): positive regulation of anoikis; negative regulation of anoikis
Cellular component (GO): cytosol
Molecular function (GO): peptidyl-tRNA hydrolase activity
Source: RefSeq, a predicted model, not a curated record
GUUGAGUCCUACGAGGAAAGAAAAGGUUUCCACGAAUACGACCGAAAAAUGUGUUUCUCUGUGUAACACAGACAAAGUGUUCAGAGAAAUAUUUAAUCCUUUCACGUGAUACCCCCCGACCCAGGCACUAGAUGCUGAGAACGUGAUGUUAAGUAGUUAUGUGUAAUUGCUACAGCAGUUAUGUAGAGAAAAUAAUUAGGACUCAUGGGGGGGGUGAUAAAGACUUCGGAGACAGGUAUCAUUUGAAUCACGCCUUCGUGGCUGAAGAAGUUGUGUUUGUGUAUUUAAGUGGAGAAAAAUAGAAAAUAAUUUUUGGGGAGAGAUUGCUCCUUGAAGGGACCUACUAAUUUGGUACGGCUGGAGCGUACAGUAUGCAGCAGGAGAGUAGAUUAGAAGGAUAAAGUAGGUUGUAACCAAAUUGCGUAGUGCUUUGAAUUCAUGCUAAGGGAUUUGUUUUAUUUUUCAGGCGUUUAUCUGGUGGUUUUUGAGCUGGGAAUUUACAGGAUCAAAUUUGUGCUUUAGAAGUAUAAUUUUAAUGUCAGAUGGACUAGGGUGAACAAGGACAUGCAUGAAGCAAAUGUGGAAAGAUCAGUUGGAGAAGUUAAUUUUGGACGUUUGGGGCCAAGAGAUCAUUAGGGCACUGGUAGUAAAGAUGCUCUCCAGAUCCUUGGUGAUGGAGUAUUUGGCUCAUCCUGGUGCACUUAGCUUGGCUGCCGGAGUUGCUUGUGGCAUGUGCCUGGGCUGGGGCCUCCGUGUACGCUUUGGGAUGAUCCCCAAAAGCUCGCUGAGAGAGACAGACACAGAGACCGGAAGUGAAGCAAGCAUCUUAGGAGAGAGUGGGGAGUACAAAAUGAUUCUUGUGGUUCGAAAUGACUUAAAGAUGGGAAAAGGGAAAGUGGCUGCCCAGUGCUCUCAUGCUGCUGUUUCUGCCUAUAAGCAAAUUCAAAGGAGAAACCCUGAAUUGCUCAAACAGUGGGAAUACUGUGGCCAGCCCAAAGUGGUGGUCAAAGCCCCUGAUGAAGAAACUCUGGUUGAAUUACUGACCCAUGCAAAAAUGCUAGGACUGACUGUAAGUUUAAUCCAAGAUGCUGGACGUACUCAGAUUGCACCAGGCUCUAGAACUGUGCUGGGAAUUGGGCCAGGACCAGCAGAUCUAAUUGACAAAGUCACCGGCCACCUAAAACUUUACUAGGUGGAAUUUUGUAUGAUGAUGAUC